GUCUUAGUAUGCAUUUGCUUGAACGGAUAAGUUAGUUGAGACGUCCACGGACCGAAAGACAAGAAGGACAGGAUAGGGGGUAACCAUCUCUAGCACAUGAUUCGACGACGUUUAGCGCGACGAGCACUCGCAUGUCGCCUAAACAAGAAGGUAUAUCGGUCUAGAGCGCUGCAACCUAGCUAUGUCGCGCAGAUCAGUGGGGAAGGGUACGGCGCAAUGCCCUCUUGUCCUGAUAACGAACGUGUUUUGAUCUGACAUACCUUCUUAAAAACAUUAAAUUGCUUUAAUAGAGGUCGGAAGCCCUCUAAUAUCGUCUGGAAAUGGCGACACCACAGCUUCUGACAAAAUGGCAUCUGUUCGCACGUUUACUGCCGGAUCCUUGACUGUGCUGAGCCUAGCUCAGUCCGUCCUUGGCGGCGCUCCCAAACAAUGCACAGGCACAUCAGAGUUGUCAUGCCAUAAUUCCAGCAGUGUCGCCGAUACUUGCUGCUUCAAUUAUCCCGGAGGAUCACUAUUACAGACUCAAUUCUGGGAUACAGACCCCGUAGUCGGACCGGACGAUUCUUGGACUAUCCACGGUCUAUGGCCGGAUCACUGCGAUGGCACAUAUGACUCCACAUGCGACAGCAAACGCGCCUACACGAAUAUAUCUGAUAUCCUAAAGUCAUCUGGCAACGAUGACCUCCUAACCUAUAUGGAGACCUACUGGCUGCCGAAUGACAGUACCGGUGAAGAAUUCUGGGAACACGAGUGGGGGAAGCACGGCACAUGUGUCUCAACGCUCGAACCAAGCUGUUUCACCGAUUACCAGCCUACCGAAGAAGUACCCUACUUUUUCAACACAACAGUCAGCCUUUUCAAGUCGCUGCCGACGUACAAAUGGCUUUCCGAUGAGGGCAUUACGCCAAGCUCAAGCAAGAGCUAUCAACUAUCCGAUAUCCAGGCUGCGCUCUCUAAAAACCACGGCGGAGAGACCGUCUAUAUCGGCUGCACUAGUGGCGCAAUUGAACAGGUGUACUACUACUUUAACACAUACGGCUCGGUCGCCAAUGGGCAGUUCGUGCCAGCCAGUCCCGACAAUGGCGACGACGGCGGUUGCCCUGACUCAGUGAAAUACCUCCCCAAGAACGGUGGAGGCAGUGGUGGUGGUGGUUCGACAACUUCUCCCACACCGACAAGCACAACAUCUGGCGGCCCUUCACCAACGCCAACUGGAACAUUUUCAGGGAAGGGUUACUUGAACGCAGUUACCGGUGGGUCUGCUAAAGGCUGCCUUAUUAGCAGCGGUGCUUGGUAUACAACAGGUACAUGCGCAACAUUUACAGCUGCCUCUUCAGGAAGUGGCUUUACGCUGAAGUCCAGCAAGGGCUCCUGUUCAGUAUCGGGUGGCUCGCUAACCUGCGGCGCGAGCACAGCUAGCGCUGACUCUGACGUCUUUGCCGCAGAUGGCGCAAAUUUGGCGAAUGCCGAUGGGAACGAUUGGUACGCUGAUUCAGUACCUAGCGGUUCAAGCCAGGGCACUGUGUACUCUGAAAAGGGAUCGCAUGGCACCACGCUGCAAAUACAAUGGCAGAGUGCGUAGAGUACAUGUAUUAGAAUAUGAAGCAUUAUAUAUAGGCCUAGAAGACAUUCCUGUAAAUAUAUACAUCGCAACCCGUGAAGAGCAUUAUUCAAAUUUUUGUCUUCAAGGGGAACCCAUCUAAGAACCACUUUAUUCGUGCCAUUACGAGCUAUCUAGCGUAUCCAAGGAAAAUGGCGCCUUGUGUAUUUUUCUUUUCUUUUUGUCUUGCCAACGGAUGGUGUUAAACCGGGGCUCUACUGUCGGAAACCUGUAGGGAGAGC
Molecule: messenger RNA, 1842 nt
Organism: Hypoxylon trugodes
Lineage: Eukaryota; Fungi; Ascomycota; Sordariomycetes; Xylariales; Hypoxylaceae
Product: ribonuclease M
Exons: 1
Coding region: 347-1582 (411 amino acids)
Biological process (GO): RNA catabolic process
Cellular component (GO): extracellular region
Molecular function (GO): ribonuclease T2 activity; RNA binding
Source: RefSeq, a predicted model, not a curated record